AUACGUGCUGCACAGUGUGACCAUAACUUUAGUGUUAUUUAAAUCAUCAAAACAUAAAGUUUUUCUAUCAGUUUAUCUGUAGACACCCGUAGAACACAAGUCAGAAUCCUUUGACUUAUUUAAGAACAAUUAAUAUCGGUUUUGAACUAUUUCCAAAAGAAGAACCAAACAUGACAAAUAUUUUGAGCCAUAAUAUCACUCAAAUGAUGGAUGUAAACUUUACAAAAAAACUAACAGACGAGGACAAAUUUCAAAUUUAUAUUGAUGAUGUGUUUGGAAAAGUGUAUAUACCGAGCUAUAUCUUCAUAAUUUUGAUGCUUGUCCUAGGAUGUUUUGGUAAUACUACCGUCAUUUACGUUUUCUACUCCAAAUGGCAUAAAACCACGUACAGAGUAUUCAUUAUCGCUCUGGCAAUAUUGGACUUGGUCAAUGUUUUGGUCACAGUUCCUUCUGAACUAUACCUUAUGCAAAAUGCGUUUAAGUUUUCGAAUGAAGUUUUCUGCAAGGUAUCCCGAUUUUGUACUUUCACACUGAAUAUAUCCUCUGCAUUUACUCUGAUAAGUAUUGCAGGAGAUCGAUACUUUAGAGUUUGUCGACCUUUACAAAAGCAGCUGUCUGUGAAGAAAGCUAAAAUAAUUGUUCUGGUCGGAAUAAUUAUUGCCAUAGUGUUUGCAUGGCCCGUUCUUCUUAUGUACGGAACACGCUCUAUAGUCGUACAAGUCGCUCCACAAAUCUUUGUUCCGGGGCAUAUCUGUAUGAUAAACGAUGCUUUCAAGUACACUGCCUAUUCUUUGGUCUUUUCAGCCAUUACGUUAAUAGUCAUGUUCUCUUCCGAUUGUAUCCUUAUCAUAUUAUAUAGUCUCAUUGUUGUAAACAUUCGGAGAAGAGUUGUUUUCAGUUUGAAAACAUCCCGGAUUAAAACGCAAACUGACAAGAAACAAAGAGACAAAGCGGCAGUUGAGAGUAAAGUUCAAAGUGACUUAUUAAAAUCUCUUGGAACACCUACAGAUGUCGAGCUCAAGGGAUAUCCUCAGGAGAAAACAAAUGUGAUUGGAAUGAUGGAUGCGACCGCUUAUGAUAAAAGUGAAAGUUCUGAAAACUGCACUAAAAGCAACUCAAGGGAAAUAAUUUCGAACUCCUCUCAGAAUGAAAAGAUUCAAAGUGAGCGUGUUCAUAAGGUUACCUUGAUGCUCUUUUUGGUCACAGUGAUCUUUAUUUUGUCUUUUUUACCACUCUAUGUAAUAGUAUUUAUUCGCAUUGUACAACCUAAUCAUUACAAUAACCUCACUUUCGAAGGGAAGGCCACUUACAGUUUUUUUCAAAGAUCUUUUAUCAUUAACAUGUGUGCAAAUCCAGUGUUGUACGGGUUUUUAAGUAAAAAAUUCAGAAUGGAAUGUGGAAAUGUAUUAAAACGAUUAUGGAAUUAUUUCCAGAACAAAAAUGUCUUUGGGACAUAAGAAUAUGAUUACCACGCAAUAUUUGCUUAAACAGACAAGUAAAUUGAAAGUUAACUAUACAUGUAAAUCUACUUGUUUAAUUCUUAUAAAUAUUUUUUUUUUUUAAAAUGCUUAUUGAAAUAUUAUGACAAGGAUUUCUAUAGGAAAAAAUACUCCAAACUGCCUAAACUACAAGCCGAUAAAGAUAUAUUAAUAUGCUUGUUUGUAAGAUUAUAAUAAAAGCACAUUGUAUUGUUAAAUUAUAAUAAAAGUACA
Molecule: messenger RNA, 1712 nt
Organism: Saccostrea cuccullata (small rock oyster)
Lineage: Eukaryota; Metazoa; Mollusca; Bivalvia; Ostreida; Ostreidae
Product: cholecystokinin receptor type A-like
Exons: 1
Coding region: 171-1457 (428 amino acids)
Biological process (GO): neuropeptide signaling pathway
Cellular component (GO): plasma membrane
Molecular function (GO): neuropeptide receptor activity
Source: RefSeq, a predicted model, not a curated record